Messenger RNA from Pipistrellus nathusii (Nathusius's pipistrelle), 939 nucleotides. The record is from the annotation of a GenBank genome assembly. Lineage: Eukaryota; Metazoa; Chordata; Mammalia; Chiroptera; Vespertilionidae.
AUGGAUAACAAGAAGCGCCUCGCCUAUGCCAUCAUCCGCUUCCUCCAUGACCAGCUGCGGCACGGGGGGCUCUCCUCGGACGCCCAGGAGAGUUUGGAAGUUGCAAUCCAGUGCCUGGAGACCGCCUUCGGGGUGACUUUGGAAGACAGAAACCUUGCACUCACUCAGACUCUUCCAGAAAUAUUUGAAGCUGCCGCAGGCAAGGAGAUGCCACAGAACCUGAGGAGUCCCGAGGGAACCCCGCUUUCGGAGGAGGACUUGGCGGAGGCAGAGCGCCUCAAAACCGAAGGAAACGAACAGAUGAAAGUCGAGAACUUUGAGGCGGCCGUGCACUUCUACGGGAAAGCUAUCGAGCUCAAUCCUGCCAACGCCGUCUACUUCUGUAACAGAGCCGCCGCCUACAGCAAACUCGGGAAUUAUGCGGGGGCCGUGCAGGACUGCGAGCGGGCCAUCUGCAUAGACCCAUCCUACAGCAAAGCGUAUGGCAGGAUGGGCCUGGCGCUCUGCAGUUUGAACAAGCACGCGGAGGCCGUGGCCUACUAUAAGAAGGCCCUGGAGCUGGACCCCGACAACGAAACAUACAAAUCCAACCUCAAGAUAGCGGAGCUGAAGCUGAGAGAGGCCCCCAGCCCCACAGGAGGGCUCGGCAGCUUUGACAUCGCGGGCCUGCUGAACAACCCAGGCUUCAUGAGCAUGGCAUCAACCAUGAUGAACAACCCCCAGGUUCAGCAGCUCAUGUCUGGCAUGAUUUCCGGCAGCCACAACCCCCUGGGGACUCCUGGCACCAACACGUCACAGAAUGACCUGGCCAGUCUCAUCCAGGCGGGCCAGCAGUUCGCUCAGCAGAUGCAGCAGCAGAACCCAGAGUUCAUUGAACAGCUUCGAAGUCAGAUGCGAAAUCAAACGCCCAGUGCCAGCAGCGAUGACCAGCAGGAAUGA